ACGGUAUAAAUACCAUUCAGCAAUACUCAUCGGUACAUCAGUACACAACAGCGCCGAGCUUGCACUUUCCAACUCCGGUAGAUUCAGCCAACUUGAAGGAAUCCCCACAAACAUGAAGGUCGCCAUCGCAAUUCUCCUGCUUGCCACCGUGGCCAUCGCUGCCGUUAGUUGUUCCCCUUCUGACCACUGCGGAAGGUACGAAGUGCGUGCCUGUGACUGUCCGAAACCGUGCGAUGGUCCCUGCUACCGGCCCAGCAAGUGCGUCUGCAUCGCCGGGUACCACCGGAACCACCUGGGACACUGCGUUCCGGACUGCCCGUCGUGCCACCACCGUCGUAAUCCCUACCCGUCCAAGAAGUGAGGGUGUCA
Culex quinquefasciatus (southern house mosquito) is the source of this 369-nucleotide messenger RNA. RefSeq lists its product as uncharacterized. Bases 113 to 361 code for a protein of 82 amino acids. NCBI's taxonomy places the organism in Eukaryota, Metazoa, Arthropoda, Insecta, Diptera, Culicidae. The transcript has 2 exons. The record is from RefSeq and is a predicted model, not a curated record.